GGCUUCAGGAUUGGUAGAACCUGUCAUCCCUCAUGACGUGGCAGUUGAGUUUGAUUCGCUAGUUGUAGACUCUUUAUGAUUAACCGUUUUGCUUUGGGACUGCGGAGUCUCGCAAUGUCUGCUAUGCAAAAGCCAGAGGUAGUUUUCGUCCUCGGAGGACCUGGGGCCGGCAAGGGCACUAUAUGCAAAAAGAUAGUCAAAAAAUUUGGUUAUGUUCAUCUAUCAGCCGGUGAUCUUCUAAGAGAGGAACGUGAGAGACCUGGCUCAGAAUUUGGGGAUUUGAUUGAAAACCACAUUGUAAAUGGUACCAUAGUACCUGUUGAGAUAACAUGCAACCUCCUGGAUCGUGCCAUGCAAGAGUCCAAGGAUAGGUCUUCUAAAUUCCUCAUCGAUGGAUUUCCUAGGAAUCAGGAUAAUGUCGAAGGAUGGAAGAAGACAAUGUCUGAUAAGGCAACUGUUAAAGGUGUUUUGUUCCUGGAUUGCAAUGAGCAAAUAUGUACACAGCGCUGCUUAGCCCGAGGUCAGGCUGGCAGUGGAAGAACUGACGAUAAUGAGGAAUGUCUUCGAAAGAGGCAUCAGACUUAUGUGACUAUGACAAUGCCUAUUAUUCAAUAUUAUGAGAAGUUAGGACUUGUGUAUAAGGUAGAUGCAUCACGAUAUGUUAAUAAAGUCUGGCAAGAUGUCCAAAAAAUAAUAGAAGAAAUUGGAUAGUCAAAUAAUAUAUAGGCUAUAAGAUUGAUUUGUUUUAUGCAAUCACAGAAAUUAGGUACGCAAUCAAAUGGAUAUUUUCAUUAAUUUAACAAUGAAGUCCAUAUAUUAUAAUUUUUGGUUUUAUAUUGGUUCUCUGUGACAUACCUAUAUGUAUGACAGAAUAAUUAAGCUGAAGGUAUUAUGUACACUUUUACUGACAGUGUCACGAUAUUAUUUCAUUUUGUUAAACAUUUAUUAAUCACGUAUAUAAUUAUCACCCCAUGUCUAGGUAUAUAUACAAUUCUAUACAGUAUACUUUACAGGCAUAGACGGCUUAUGAAAUAUGCACUAUAUACAAAACCAGCAUUCCUUGGUUAGCAUAAACCUUGUUUGACAUCUUAGAGUAUCUUGUAUCUUAUAUAUUCACAAAUAAAUAAAAAAAUGCAAUAUAUUAAAUA
Molecule: messenger RNA, 1148 nt
Organism: Cephus cinctus (wheat stem sawfly)
Lineage: Eukaryota; Metazoa; Arthropoda; Insecta; Hymenoptera; Cephidae
Gene: Dak1
Product: UMP-CMP kinase
Exons: 2
Coding region: 76-711 (211 amino acids)
Biological process (GO): 'de novo' pyrimidine nucleobase biosynthetic process; UDP biosynthetic process; CDP biosynthetic process
Cellular component (GO): nucleus; cytoplasm
Molecular function (GO): ATP binding; UMP kinase activity
Source: RefSeq, a predicted model, not a curated record